Molecule: messenger RNA, 2298 nt
Organism: Olea europaea var. sylvestris
Lineage: Eukaryota; Viridiplantae; Streptophyta; Magnoliopsida; Lamiales; Oleaceae
Product: BTB/POZ domain-containing protein At5g03250-like
Exons: 4
Coding region: 214-2046 (610 amino acids)
Molecular function (GO): protein binding
Source: RefSeq, a predicted model, not a curated record
UUCAUUAUCGAAUAGUUAAAUCCUAUUUAAGGAAACAAAAUUAAACGCACUCUUUAUUGUUACAUUAAAAUUAAAAUGUAUCCAAACAAACCAUUUCUUUUCUGUAACGGCUGUAGCCAGUAGGUUUCUUGAAAAUUUCCCAAUUCCUUCCUUUUCAUCUCUUUAUUACACCCAUUGAAUUUGAAUGCCGUCUCUUGUAACCACAGAUAUCCCAUGGCAUGCAUGAAGUUGGGAUCUAAGGCAGACGUGUUUUACUUGGAUGGCAAAACCUGGGUCUGCUCCACUGGCCUUCCAAGUGAUAUUCACGUUGAAGUUGGUGAAACAAGCUUCCAUCUUCACAAGUUUCCACUGUUAUCUAGGAGCCGAUUGUUGGAGAGGCUAAUCCAAGAACUUUCCGAGAACGUGAACUGCGAGGUUGAAGCAAAAAGUGUUUUACAACUUCACGAUUUACCUGGUGGAGCAAAAUCCUUUUUGCUCAUAGUCAAAUUCUGUUAUUCUAUUAGAGUAGAACUUACUGCAGUUAAUGUAGUGAGCCUUAGGUGUGCAUCUGAGUAUCUUCAAAUGACUGAGGAUUAUGGAGAAGGAAACCUCAUUGCAUCAACCGAAAGUUUCCUAAACGACGUAUUUGAGAGUUGGGUCGAUUCCAUUAAAGUCCUUGAAACUUGUGAAGAGUUCCUUCCCCUCACAGAAGAACUUCAUAUAGUUUGUAGAUGUAUUGAUUCAUUGGCUGCAAAAGCUUGUACUGAUCCGAGUCUUUUAAGUUGGUCCGUGUCCGGACGAUGCGCUACUCAGAGUCAAGUGGAUACUUCUCUAUGGAACAGGAUAAACUUAACUUCAAAGCAAGAUCCCAUGAUGGAUGAUUGGUGGCACGAAGAUGUGGCUUCUCUUCAAUUGUCUCUUUUCAAAAGGUUGAUCCUGGUAGUUGGUUCCAAAGGCAUGUCACCGGAGAGAAUUGCGGGUUCAAUAAUGUUUUAUGCUAAAAGGCAUCUUCCAUUACAUGGUCGGAAAUCAAGCUUUCAGAAUUGCACCCUUUCCAAUAUGUCAGAUGCAAAUCAUAGGACUCUUCUUGAAGAGAUAGUAGAAUUACUACCUAAUCAAAAAGGCAUUAUACCUACAAAGUUCUUGCUUAAGCUUCUAAGGACAUCCAUAAUUUUACAUACUAGUCCAUCAUGUCGAGAAAACUUGGAAAGAAGGAUAGGGGCACAAUUGGAUCAAGCAGUUCUUGAAGAUCUUCUCAUCCCAAAUACGGGGUAUUCAGUUGAGACCCUUUAUGACAUUGACAGUAUUCAGCGGAUUGUUGGUCAUUUCAUGUCGAUGGAUCAGGAAGAAACUGAUUCUACCUCAAACUCUUUCAUAGAUGAGGAUCAGUUUGCUAGAGAUUCUUAUUCACUUACACCCAUGACAAUGGUGGCUAAUCUGGUGGACAGUUAUCUGGCUGAGGUGGCACCUGAUGUUAACUUGAAAUUAACUGAAUUCCUGUCACUUGCUGCUAUAAUUCCCAACUAUGCUAGAUCACUACAUGAUGGAAUAUACCGGGCAAUCGAUAUAUAUCUCAAGGCUCAUCCCUGGCUAACAGACUCAGAAAGAGAACAGCUUUGCAGGGUCAUGAAUUUCCAGAAGUUCUCAGUGGAAGCCAGUACACAUGCAGCGCAGAACGAGAGGCUACCGCUGCGCAUUAUUAUCCAGGUUCUGUUUUUUGAACAACUUCGGCUACGAACCUCUGUUGCUGGUUGUUUCUAUGUCUCGGACAACCUUGAGGAUUCACAAAAUCUAUGUGGGAAAAUGGUACCGACAAAUGACUGCAUCCCAAUGAGCUCUGUACAGGACGAGAUUCUUACGUUUGAUGAUAUGAGAGAACGGGUGGCCGAACUCGAAAAGGAGUGCAAGAAUGUGAAAGAAGAGAUGGAGAAGCUAGUGAAGACUAAGGGAAGCUGCAGCAACUUCUUUAGAAAGUUCAGUUUAAAAUUUAAGGCGAGGUCUUCAGAUCAAGAGCCAGAAAAUGCACCCAGCAAUGGCGAAGCGGAUUGCCAAGAAAAUAAGUAUUGAAUGAAAACAAAAUGAUGAGAGUCAUAAGUUAGAUUCAUUGAAUGAAGUUCUCAGUAGCACCAUUUCUUUUUCUCUUGGCAGCUACUAGUGGCAUUUAGAUUGCUUGUGUGUUAAUUGAUAAAAUUUUAGUCAGACACUAGAUUGUGUUAUGCUUCUUCUUCCAUUGCACUUUGGAGAACAGCCAUCGGUCUGGAUAUAUCAUAAAAUUGAGAUGACUUUUUGUAGUCCCACUUUUGGCCGAGUUGCUUUCAA